This is a messenger RNA of Closterium sp. NIES-65, 1146 nucleotides long. The record is from the annotation of a GenBank genome assembly. Lineage: Eukaryota; Viridiplantae; Streptophyta; Zygnematophyceae; Desmidiales; Closteriaceae.
AUGGAGGAUAUUAUGAGCAAUGAGGAAGAGGAGGAUGAAGAGGAUGCGGAGGAGGAUGACGCGGAUGUUGGGGAGGAUGAAAAAGAUGAGAAUGAUGGCGGGGAGGACGAAGAGGAGGAGGAGGAGGAGGAGGAGGAGGAGGAGGAGGAGGAGGAGGAGGAGGAGGAGGAGGAGGACGAUGAGGAGGAGGAUGAUGAGGAGGAGGAGGAGGAGGAGGAGGAGGAGGAGGAGGAUGAGAAGGAGGAGGAGGAGGAGGAGGAUGAGGAGGAGGAGGAGGAGGAGGAGGAGGAGGAGGAGGAGGAGGAGGAGGAGGAGGAGGAAGAGCAGGGGGGCGACGAGGAGGAGGAUGAACAGGAGGAGGAGGAGGAGGAGGAGGAGGAGGAGGAGGCAGAGGAGGAGGAGGAGGAGGAAGAGGGGGAGGAGGAGGAGGACGUGGUGGCAGUGAAGGGAUGGGGUGGGCGUGGGAGACGGCAUAGUGGUACAGGGAAGGUGGGGGGCCGGACUCGCCAUUCCCAAAAACGCGGGGCAGUUGACGCCGCGCGCGGCGUAGCAGCUGGCAGACCAAAGGCGGGUAAGGUGAAGGUCGAAAGUGAAGGGGGUGGUAAAAAGCAAGGGCGCCAGGGAGCAAAAGGGGAUGGAGGACGUAAGGGUGGCGGCGCCAAAGGGGUUCCAUUGGGUACUGGCAAGAAAGAACCUGCCGGUAAACGUCGCAGCGGCCGUCAAAGCACCCCGCGGAAAGGUGGCAACGAGAAGGCGCUGGCCCCAAAAAAACGAAGGGACAGCAUAAAGCGUGAUAGUGUGAGGGCACACGGGACUGCUGAAGAAGAUGCUGAAACCCUUGGCCAGAGGGGGGGUUCUUCACACCCUUUUCCACCGCUCAUGGGUGCCCUAGGUGAAAGUGUGGAGCACGAGCAGUUUGUUACACGGGAGGAGUUCCAGGCGCUGCGGUCUGAGAUGUACGCUAUGUUUGCACAGCUCGGCCUGCGUCGUGGAGUACCUGCCAGUUAUGCCGGGGGUUUCGCAGCCGCGCCUAUGGCUGGUACCCCGCCGCCGAUGAGUGCCGUGGACAAGGCACGAGUGCUAGUGUUGCAGGAGACAAACCCAUUCCCGGUAUGUGGCGGGCCAAAUGGGGCGGGUUGGGGCUGA